CGGACGUCGUUCGCUCGAAAAGUAUUUGAAGGCCGUGGGAUCUCCUGCCAGAUCUCCUGCUCGAUUGUCUGCUCAAUUGUCUGCUCAGUUAUCGUCAUCUUCAACUCUCAACACCCGGCGAUCGUCGUUGUCCAAACACAGCCGGUGUCAACACAGCGCUUCCAAAGCGAUCGUCCAAACAACACCCUCGUCAACACCAGCUCCAUCUCUCGUGGCCCUUCGCCGCCCGGCCCUCUUCCCCACCUCUCGCCUCGCCCUGAAUCGCAACCUCCCAGCCAUUCGCUCAACACCGUCGCUCCCACCGCCUGACAAAGUCCCCGCCAUGUACUCGACUUCCCACAAGCACGGCACUCGCCCCACCCGAACCAAGGCCACCAACCUGGCGUCAUCGCAGGCCGUCGACCCUAACAGCGACACCCCAACGGUCCGACAGCGCAUCGCCGAGGCCCGUCGCUCUGGCCUGCUGGACCUGCGCUCCCUCAAUCUGACCAGUAUCCCUCCUGAGGCCUGUAAGCUCCAGAAUGCCACCCAUGUGCUGCUUGGCAGCAACAACAUCCGCACCAUCCCGGUUGAUCUGCACAAGAUGUUCCCCAACCUCGAGGCCCUGGACCUGAGCUCCAACCGACUCUCGAGCAUUCCGCCUGGCUUGGCCAUGCUCGACGACCUUGAGAUCCUCGACCUCGAGGGCAACCCAGACCUCUCCGAGAACCUGCCCCCUGCCUUUGGCCCGCUCGAAGAUCGCGUCGCCAUCAUCACCGGCUCCUUCCCGCCCGCAGCCCUUUCCGACGACAGUCGCCUGCCGCAGGAGGUCCAGGCCUUCUUUUGGCGGCUCGAGCACCUCGACACCGCCGGGCUGGACAGCAUCUUCCGCCGCCGUCUUGCUCAGCGAGACUCGAAUCUCGUCUGGUUUCUGACUCGCCGCUACGGCGCCCCUGUGCAGGAAGCCCCCAAGAAGAGUCGCGGCCGCGAAGCUUCCAAUCAGAACCUCGAUGUCGAAGAGAGCGACAACGAGGACAGCCACAUGGACGACGACGACAGCGACGACAGUGGCGACGACUCGCACGUCGACCAGUCGAUCGCCGCCCGCAAGGAAAUGAAACUGCAAACCGAAUACGCUCGCAAGGACAAGGAAAGAAAUGUCAGCGGCCGUGUCCAGGCCGGCCGCAAGACCAAGGCGAUCCGCAACCACCUGCAUCAGCCGGACGACUAUUGAUUGCCGAGGACAAGACAGUUGUCCGUCUUGUGGAUACGUUCGAUGGCCCGAACAGCAGCAGCACGACCGGAUGCUGGCCCGCGCGGCAUCGCCUGCGGAAAGCCUCUGGCCGUUGAUCCUGCACCAAACGCUUCUCCCUCCUCUCCAGAUACCAGCACUCUGUCUCGUCCAUCGAUUCACUCUGUCCUUUGUUCCAUGUCCAGUUGUAUCUAGAAAUCGCUGUCUUUCCAGCAGCGGUGUUUGCAGCAGCGUUUCCCCAUGCAUUCCCCCCUCCCACAUCCAUCUGUGCCCACGCAUCUCUCUCGGACAUCCUGGCGCUCUCGCCUCUAUCGACAAUACAAUACAAUGCAAUACUUGAC
Messenger RNA from Polychytrium aggregatum, 1572 nucleotides. RefSeq lists its product as uncharacterized. Bases 323 to 1213 code for a protein of 296 amino acids. Lineage: Eukaryota; Fungi; Chytridiomycota; Chytridiomycetes; Polychytriales. Gene Ontology annotation, molecular function: protein binding. The transcript has a single exon. The record is from RefSeq and is a predicted model, not a curated record.